This is a messenger RNA of Rosa chinensis, 1149 nucleotides long. RefSeq names its product F-box protein At5g67140. Gene Ontology annotation, biological process: SCF-dependent proteasomal ubiquitin-dependent protein catabolic process. The transcript is spliced from 5 exons. Gene Ontology annotation, molecular function: protein binding. Bases 150 to 830 code for a protein of 226 amino acids. Gene Ontology annotation, cellular component: SCF ubiquitin ligase complex. NCBI's taxonomy places the organism in Eukaryota, Viridiplantae, Streptophyta, Magnoliopsida, Rosales, Rosaceae. The record is from RefSeq and is a predicted model, not a curated record.
UUAUGGUUCGCUGAAAACGUAACCUUCACAUGUAACUUGUAGCUUUUUCAUACCAAGUCCACGACUAUUUCAAACGUACCAUAAAAUCUGAGAGCCCGGAAAAUCUCUUGGACUAAAAUCAUUUUGAGGGAGCUCAAAAAAUUAGAUCAAUGGAGGGAGAGGCUGAGAUUGAUCGGUUGCCUCUAGACCUCUUGGCUAAUAUCUUUGUUCUCAUCACCUCCUUCACUGAUUUGGCACAAGCAAGCGGUGUGUGUAGAAAAUGGAAACAGGGUGUGAAGCAGAGUCUGGGACGCAGAGACAGUUUGAGCUUUGCUGGUUGGAAGAUGGAUGAUGACUCCACAGCUCGUCUGCUUCGCUAUGCUUAUAGCCUCAGAGACUUGGAUAUUUCAAGGAGCCGGUGGGGUUGUCAGAUAACCGACACCGGAUUGUACCGGAUCUCUUUGGCAAAGUGUAUCAGCAAUUUAACAUCCAUAUCGUUAUGGGGUGUUACAGGGAUCACGGAUAAAGGUGUUGUUCAUUUGAUAUCCAGAGCUAAUUCCUUGCAGCACCUGAAUAUUGGUGGCACAUUCAUCACAGAUGAAUCACUGUAUGUCAUUGCUAAUAGCUGUCCACAUUUGAAGACUAUUGUUCUAUGGAGCUGCCGCCAUGUAACAGAGAACGGCCUUCUUUUUCUUGUAAAUAGUUGCCGCAAGCUUGAGUCCAUUAAUUUAUGGGGAACCAGAGUUCCUGUAGAAUGCUUCAUUGCUUUGCUUACUAUCAGUCCAGCUCUUCAGAUAAAACCAAAAGGCCUGACUUAUAAUGUUGAUGCUUCUAUGUUGCCUGUGAUAUAAUGUCGCCAUUCUUCCGAGUUCUGUGUCCAUGUUGCCCUACAUCUGUGCUUCCUUCAGCUCAAUGCCUUGGAUGGGACUGAUGAGAGGUUGAGGUUUCUUUAUCAGCUCAAUAAUUGCUGGCGUUUGUAGUCUCGAUCUGGCUCUGUAUAUAGUUAAUUGAAUCACAUCCAAUUUUAUUCUUUUGUGAAUGUGUGAAUAAGAUUGAAAUGAUUCUAAAGUUUGAAAAACAGUAAAUGACAACAUAAUUGUCGGGGUAGGAUUCCAAGUCGAAUCAAAUAAUCAAGUUCAUUGUAGGGUUGAAAUUUAUGUGCCUCUAGUA